UCACUCUCACUCUAUCCAUCUAUUUCACGCCGAGGCAGAAUUCCUGGUAUAGACCCUCCCUUGCAUUCUGGCCAGAUUCGGCCCCGAACUGUGGCCAGAACACAAAGCAGUAGUGUAUCUCAUACUAAAUAUUUUCUAUGUGUGAAUCUUUUGUGAAUAAUCAGACCUGACGCACCCUGAUUUUUUCAAAUAUUUAUAUCUUCUAAUCAAAGUUAUAUCGUCUAGUCGCUUUCGUUUUAUAGAUAAAAUUAAUUUAUUUGAAAUAACAAAAAUGUCUGAUCACUUUGGUCCAAUAACUUUGAAAUGGGAUCCCAAGAAUUUGGAGAUCCGUACCAUGUCUGUAGAAAAAACAUUGGAACCCUUGGUUCUACAAGUUACUACGCUUGUAAAUACAAAGGGUCCUAGCAAGAAAAAGAAAGGAAAAUCAAAAAGAGCUAGUGCUUUAGUUGGAACUGUUGAGAAAGCAACUAGCAAUUUUAUUGAGAAAGGUGAACAAAUAGCUUAUGAAAAUCCUGACAUUACUGCAGAAAUGUUAAGUGCUGUUGAGGAAGUAAAAAAGACAGGUGCUGCAAUGAGCAUUGCUGCUAGAGAGUUUUCUGAAGAUCCCUGUUCUUCUUUAAAAAGAGGGAACAUGGUUCGUGCAGCAAGGAACUUGUUAUCUGCAGUAACACGUUUGCUUAUUUUAGCAGACAUGGUUGAUGUGCAUUUGUUGCUGAAAUCACUUCAUGUGGUAGAAGAUGAUUUAAAAAAAUUGAAAAAUGCAUCUUCACAAGGAGAAUUAUUAGAAAACAUAAAACAAUUUGGAAGAAAUGCAUCAGAACUUAUGAAUCAAGCUGCAAAACGUCAGCAAGAGUUAAAAGAUCCUCAAUUAAGAGAUGACUUAGCUGCAGCAAGAGCUGUUCUUAAAAAGCAUUCUACUAUGCUUCUUACUGCCUCCAAAGUUUAUGUUCGACAUCCGGAACUAGCUGCAGCAAAAGCAAACCGUGAUUAUGUUUUGAAGCAAGUAUGUGAAGCUGUAAAUACCAUUAAUGACGUAGCACAAGGAAAGACUCCAGUUGAUAGCCAACAUCCUUAUGAAGGACCUGGAGAAUUAGCUGCUGCAUUAGAUGAUUUUGAUGAAAGAAUGGUAAUGUCUCCACUUGCAUAUAAUGAAGUACGUACAAGACCUAGUCUUGAGGAAAGGUUGGAAAGUAUCAUCAGUGGUGCUGCAUUGAUGGCGGAUUCUUCAUGCACUCGAGAUGAACGCAGAGAACGCAUUGUUGCAGAAUGUAAUGCAGUUAGGCAAGCACUUCAGGAUUUGUUGAGUGAAUAUAUGAAUAAUUUACAGCUUGCUCGGGGUGGGAAACGGAUGGGUGUCAAGGAACAAUCCGAAGGUUUAGAGAGAGCAAUUGAUCAUAUGUGCAGAAAAACUCGCGAUCUUCGUAGACAAUUACGAAAAGCCGUAGUAGAUCAUGUAUCUGAUAGUUUUUUGGAAACAAGUGUACCUUUAUUGGUCCUCAUUGAAGCUGCAAGAAAUGGUCGUGAUAAAGAAGUGGAAGAAUAUGCACUUGUUUUUACAGAGCAUGCCAAUAAGCUAGUUGAGGUUGCCAAUUUAGUAUGUAGUAUGUCCGGAAACGAAGAUGGUGUAAAAAUGGUUCGAUAUGCAGCAGCACAAAUUGGGAACCUGUGUCCACAAGUAAUCAAUGCAGCCCGUGUUCUUGCAGCUCGUAAUCGAUCUAAAGUAGCGUUAGAUAACAUGGAAGUAUUUCGGCAAGCAUGGGAGAAUCAAGUAAGAGUAUUAACAGAAGCUGUCGAUGAUAUUACUACCAUUGAUGAUUUCUUAGCUGUAUCUGAAAAUCAUAUCUUGGAAGACGUAAAUAAAUGUGUAUUAGCAUUACAAGAAGGUGAUGCUGAUACUUUAGAUAGAACCGCGGGUGCAAUCCGUGGACGAUCUGCCAGAGUGUGUAACGUUGUUCAAGCAGAAAUGGAUAAUUAUGAGCCUUGUAUCUAUACGAAACGAGUUUUAGAAGCCGUGAAAGUUUUAAGGGAACAAGUUAUGCCAAAAUUUGCACAGAGAGUAGAAGUCGCGGUAGAUGCAUUGGGUAGUAAUCCUGCUAAAGAUGUGGAUGAAAAUGAUUUUAUAGAUGCUUCGAGAUUGGUUUAUGACGGUGUUCGUGAAAUUAGACGCGCCGUAUUGAUGAACAGAGCGGAUGAGGAUUUGGAUCCAGAAGACGUGGAACUUGAUGAACAUUAUACAUUAGAAACUCGUAGUAAAUCGAGUGCUCAAACUGGUGAACAUGGUGUUGAUGAAUAUCCAGAAAUUAGCGGAAUUACUACGGCUCGUGAAGCUAUGCGUAAAAUGCCAGAAGAAGAUAAACAAAAAAUCUUACAGCAAGUAGAAUACUUCAAGAGUGAGAAACUAAAGUUCGAUAAAGAAGUUGCCAAGUGGGACGAUGCAGGGAACGAUAUUAUUGUUCUUGCAAAGCACAUGUGUAUGAUCAUGAUGGAAAUGACUGAUUUCACUAGAGGUCGUGGACCGUUAAAGACAACUAUGGAUGUUAUCAACGCUGCAAAGAAAAUUUCUGAAGCCGGGACUAAAUUAGAUAAAUUAACGAGACAAAUAGCAGAUCAGUGUCCAGAAAGUUCUACUAAAAAAGAUCUGUUAGCAUACUUACAACGCAUAGCAUUAUAUUGUCAUCAAAUGAAUAUUACAAGCAAAGUUAAAGCAGACGUACAAAAUAUUAGUGGAGAAUUAAUUGUAUCUGGACUUGAUAGUGCAACUUCUCUCAUUCAGGCAGCUAAAAAUCUAAUGAAUGCAGUUGUACUAACUGUUAAGGCUUCGUAUGUUGCUUCAACCAAAUAUCCUCGACAAUCUACAGUAACUUAUUCUCCAAUUGUUGUAUGGAAAAUGAAAGCACCAGAAAAGAAACCAUUGGUACGUCCUGAAAGACCAGAAGAAGUCAGGGCAAAAGUACGUAAAGGUUCACAGAAAAAGGUGCAAAACCCGAUACAUGCACUUUCCGAAUUUCAGAGUCCUACAGAAAGCGUUUAAGAUCUUAUGUGUAAGUAAUUUAAUAAAGAUAGAGUCUAGUAUACAGCAUCACCUUUAAAAUAUUGUAUGAAUAAAAUAUUUUAUUUUCUACUAAGUAUAAAAUUAAAACACAGAAUCUAUGUUUAUUGUUAAUUUAUUGUCAUGAAGUACAGGGUGCUCCAGCAAUCGUGGUAUAACCGGACAGGAAGUAAUUUCUCAUAUAAAAAUAAAUUAAAAGAACAGAAUAAGAUUCUUGCAUGUAAGGCUACAUUUUCAAGAAAAAUGACCUAAUUGUACUACCACUGUUGGAAUAUCUCGUAUUUUUUUGCAAACGAAAUUUACAAUUUGAACAUUUCUAUAAUAUUUAAUUGUACAAUAAAAUUUGUAUUAUUGAUUAAGUAUCAAUUCUAGAGAAAUGUUAUCCUUUUUAUCAUUAUUUAUAAAAGAUAAAAAUUUACAUUUUUUAAUAAAAUUUUAUUAAGUGGUAUUAAAUGAUGAGCGACGUAUAUAUACUUACGUACAUACAUACAUAAACUUAUCAAAGAUCUCAUAUUUUUGUUGUAAUAUCAGAAAUUUGUAUUGGACUGAAAUUGGUAAUUAUUUUUCUGUUUUGUUAAUAUAUAGAUCACCCUAUUCAACGAUUUUAUAACCAGCACACAUUCUUAUACAUAUCCAGCAAUAAGGUCUCUAACAAUAAAAAGAUAAGGCUGUUAUUUUAAGUAAUGUUAAUAACAAUUACAGGCCUUGAAUUUUUGCUACUAUGUUACACGGAGGUCAGUUUCUUACUAUAAUGAAUUUUUUGACAAUAAUAUUGAUAAAUACUUUGCUAUGAUUUUACAAAAAGAAAAAAACAACUAAGAUACAAAUAAUAAUGUUAACAUUCUUCCAAGUGGUAAUUAUAUUAAUAAUUCCAAGUAAUCAAUAUGAAAGUAUAAGAAUUCAUUUAUAUAAAUAUAUUUGAUGUAACAAAUUAUAUUUUUUCUAUACAUAAAUCUUUUACUUAUAUAAUUUAACUUUAUAUAUCUGUCUUGCAUACAUGUUUUAAUGUAUUUUACGUUUUCCUAGAGAAUUUGAUUAAAAAUUGGACUUUUUGUUAUUCAAUAUCAUAUUCGUAAUUAGGUGGAAGACGUGUUACUGUGUGUCAACAAAACUUGCAUAAAAGCAAUAUAAAUAAGACAGUAUUGCAUUGGAAUAAAGAGACUGCAGAUCAAAGUAUUUAAUGAUUGUAUAUAAGUAAAUAUGAUUAUAAUUAUACAUUUAAAAAAAAUCUUCUUUAUGAUGAUUUUAUAUUACCUAUAGCAUAUAAGAAAUAAUUGUAAAAAAACUGAUACCAAUUUCAUACUUUAUAUAAUGAGUGAAAUAUUAUAUUCGAAAAACGAUUGAAAUUUAUUACAUUUACAAAUUUUGUAGCAAAUAUUAAAUUAUGAUUCUCUGGUUAUUACAAAAAUAACAUGUUGUACGUGUGGCAAAUACAUAAUAGAAAUAUAUAAUUGUGCUUAACAUUAUAAUAUGUAUUGUUUUAUUUAUAUUAGUAUAGUUAUUGUAGUAAAUGUUGCAUUGGAAUAUAUUAAAGAGUUUGCAGAAUAUAUGGAAUAAAAACAUUUCACAUUUCAUAGUUUUUAAUGCAAUAUGUAUUGGUAUCAAUUUUUUACUAUUGUAAAACUGAUACUAAUUUAUAUAGAAAUAAUUGUAAGAUUUAAUUGUAGUUAUAUAUAUACUGAUAUGCUGCCAAAUACAAGGUGAUGCUUUUAACAAA
Molecule: messenger RNA, 4766 nt
Organism: Bombus terrestris (buff-tailed bumblebee)
Lineage: Eukaryota; Metazoa; Arthropoda; Insecta; Hymenoptera; Apidae
Gene: alpha-Cat
Product: catenin alpha
Exons: 9
Coding region: 272-3031 (919 amino acids)
Biological process (GO): cell-cell adhesion; cell migration
Cellular component (GO): actin cytoskeleton; adherens junction; catenin complex
Molecular function (GO): actin filament binding; beta-catenin binding; structural molecule activity
Source: RefSeq, a predicted model, not a curated record